Molecule: messenger RNA, 728 nt
Organism: Cyphomyrmex costatus
Lineage: Eukaryota; Metazoa; Arthropoda; Insecta; Hymenoptera; Formicidae
Exons: 3
Coding region: 81-611 (176 amino acids)
Source: RefSeq, a predicted model, not a curated record
GAAGUUCGAAAUUGCACAUAAACGAACUUCACAAUUCAAAUAGCCAAUGGAUCUAUUUUUUUCCUUGUAAAGCAAUAUUUAUGCAUAAAAUUUUCAUAAAAUUGACAAGUAUUUAUUAUUUAUCGGAAGAAAUGGCAGCACCGGAAAUGCCAUGCACUUAUGAGUUCUCCAAAGGCAAUGGCACCGGUGUGGCAGAAGCGCUUGGAAACUGGGGUUUCUCUAACAGAACUUGUAGCGCCGGCCAAGAGUUACAACGUUUAAAGUGUCUCUUUGCAAAAAUGGAUUCUUUACGCAGUGACAAACCGGUGAUGUGUGUUAAAUACGAUCCCAGAUACGAUCCUGAAGCAUGGCAUGUUAAGCCUAGUCCCAAUGAAUGUAAACCAGCAUGGACAUUUCCUAUAAACAGGCCUCUAAUUACUCACUGUUCGACCGCCACAAUUGCGAAAGUUUCCAAUAUGCUUGAGAUCGGAUCGGACUUAAUGUUAUUCAUUCCUGGCCGCAGCUAUGUUCAACAGGGUACGAGUAAAUGGUAUCGUCGAAGUUCAGACUGUUGUUAUCAACCUAGCUGUCUAGCUCCGCAAUGUCCUGUACGAUAUUCUUGUGAAGGCUAACCUUUAAAAUUUAUGUAGUUUGUAAUCGUGCUUAAUAGUGAUGAUAACAUCAAACUGAAUAUUUCUGUUUUUUUUUCUAAUAAUAAGAUGUAAUAUUUGUGCAAUAUACAUAUACAU